AUUACACCUUUUGUAUAAAUCAUACGAGUGCAAGAAUGACCUUGACAUAACGGAAGCUCUAUAUUAAACUUUAUUAAGAAUCGCUCUUACAACAGCGUUUUAGGAACUUAGAUUUUAAUAUAAAUAUAAAAGGUAAAAACGGAACUCUAAGGCUCUGUCGUAUUUAUUCGUAAGAUUUUCUCGUAUGAUAUUAUUUAUGUUGCGAUUAUACUUAACAACCAUAGAAAAUCUAAACCAAGCAAACAACACAUAAAUAUUUUUAUAAAUUUAUUUUUCUAAAGCCUAUUUCUCACUCGCGGGCCUUACUUUGUUAUAAUUCAAUAUUUUGCGAAUAGAUUUUUUUCAGAACGAGGGUCGCCAGUUCUUUAAAAGGGCAUGAGUUUAACUGAAUCAAACAACUCUCCAUAAAACAAAUCACAAAUCACAUUUUCUAAUAACAGAAACAAAUAGAAUACUUAGUAGGGGCUAAAGGACGCCACCUGUUCCCCACGCAUGCGCCUUGAAGGGGCAUCACAAAAUGAUCCUUUGUUCAUAAGGGUGGACUCCGCGAGACAGACCAACCGCCCCGACACUUUAAGUAACAUUCGAGAAAGUCAACAAACCGGUACAAAAUAAGCGGCAUUCCUUAUCUAGUCUACGUACUUCAACGAAAAUGUUAUUACAGUUCCCCUAGAACAUAGAAUAGUGUGGGAAAGAGACAAACAGUCUGAAACACUUUGAUUUGAAAAGAGAAAGAAGAUAAAAAAGAACAAUGGACACGAAAAACGACGGACGUUCGGAUGACAUCGAACUUAGCGCGCAAGGGACAAGCAACAAAACUAGCGAAGUGGCAACAAAAUCAGAUCUUCCGGAAAGAGGCUCAUGGGGCAGCAAGCUGGACUUCAUCCUCUCCGUCAUCGGUCUAGCCAUCGGUCUCGGCAACGUCUGGCGUUUCCCCUACCUCUGCUACAAGAAUGGAGGUGGCGCCUUCCUCAUCCCUUACUUCCUGACGCUGUUCCUAGCUGGUAUCCCUAUGUUCUUCAUGGAGUUGGCCAUGGGACAGAUGCUGACCAUCGGUGGAUUGGGAGUGUUUAAGAUUGCACCUAUAUUCAAAGGUAUCGGCUACGCGGCUGCAGUGAUGUCCUGCUGGAUGAAUGUGUACUACAUAGUCAUCCUAGCGUGGGCCAUCUUCUACUUCUUUAUGUCUAUGAGAUCAGACGUGCCAUGGCGAAACUGCGACAACUAUUGGAACACAGCGACUUGCGUGAACCCCUACGAUCGAAAGAAUUUGACCUGUUGGUCUACCAUGGACAUGACCACCUUCUGCACCCUCAACGGAAAGAACAUCAGCAAAGCUGUCCUGUCAGACCCUGUCAAGGAAUUCUGGGAGCGUCGUGCUCUCCAAAUCUCAAGCGGCAUUGAGCACAUCGGCAACAUCCGCUGGGAGCUGGCCGGGACCCUGCUGUUGGUCUGGGUUCUCUGCUACUUCUGCAUCUGGAAGGGCGUCAGGUGGACCGGCAAGGUCGUCUACUUCACCGCGCUGUUCCCAUACUUCUUAUUGACUGUGCUUUUGAUCCGAGGAAUCACGUUACCGGGAGCGAUGCAGGGCAUCAAGUUCUACGUGAUGCCGAACAUGUCCAAACUGAUGGAGUCAGAAGUAUGGAUCGACGCCGUCACGCAAAUCUUCUUCUCAUACGGCCUGGGAUUGGGAACUCUUGUCGCUCUGGGAAGCUACAACAAGUUUACUAACAAUGUGUAUAAGGAUGCCUUAAUAGUGUGUACUGUAAACUCAAGUACUUCGAUGUUCGCCGGUUUUGUGAUAUUCUCUGUGGUCGGGUUCAUGGCGCACGAGCAGCAGCGACCAGUUGCUGAAGUGGCUGCUUCAGGUCCUGGUUUAGCCUUCUUGGCAUACCCAUCAGCGGUUCUCCAGCUUCCAGGCGCUCCGUUAUGGUCAUGUCUCUUCUUCUUUAUGUUACUGCUCAUCGGUCUGGACAGCCAGUUCUGCACCAUGGAAGGGUUCAUCACGGCCGUCAUUGACGAGUGGCCCAAACUCCUCAGGAGGAGGAAGGAGAUCUUCAUCGCUAUUACCUGUGUCAUCUCGUAUUUGGUUGGAUUGUCGUGUAUUUCUGAGGGUGGUAUGUACGUCUUCCAAAUCCUCGACUCGUAUGCUGUCUCCGGCUUCUGUCUGCUGUUCCUGAUCUUCUUCGAGUGCGUCUCCAUAUCCUGGGCGUUCGGUGUGAACCGCUUCUACGAUGGUAUCAAGGAGAUGAUUGGCUACUACCCUACUAUCUGGUGGAAGUUCUGCUGGGUCGGAUUUACGCCUGCUAUCUGCAUUAGCGUGUUCAUCUUCAACUUGGUGCAAUGGAAGCCGAUUAAAUACAUGAACUACGAGUACCCCUGGUGGUCACACGCCUUCGGAUGGUUCACCGCUCUGUCCUCCAUGCUGUGCAUCCCUGGAUACAUGGUGUACCUGUGGAGAGUCACUCCUGGGACUUGGCAGGAGAAAUUCAACAAGAUCGUUCGCAUUCCUGAGGACGUGCCGUCUUUGAGGACCAAGAUGCAGGCUGAGGAGCAGGCGAAGCAUGGAUGCAAGGCCUAAGCCAUCAACACUUAAUAUUGAGAUCUCAGACAAAUGGGAUUUACAAAACCGAUUCACAUUUGAUUUAAUUCAAUACACAAAUUGCUUACAUAAAUCAAAAUAAAAAAAUACUAGAAACGUAUGAAAUUAUUAAAAAAACAACUUGCUUUCUAAGUUUCAAUUAUCAAAAGGAAAAAUAAAUGACGAUAAAAAAUAAAAUUAUAAAAACGCACAACAAAAUUUAUAAUUACUCAAACAUUUAUGUGCCAAAUAUAAACUGUGCCAUAUACUCGCAAAUUAUAAUUAUAUAAAUGAUAUUAUAAUUACAGAAUAUACGUAAAAUGUAGUCGUAUUUAAAUUAUAUUAAACCGCAUAUUAUUUAGUUUUUAGAAUAAUUUGAUGACUUUCUGUUUGCCGUGUGUCGACA
Trichoplusia ni (cabbage looper) is the source of this 2984-nucleotide messenger RNA. It is a transcript of the gene Gat, whose product is annotated as sodium- and chloride-dependent GABA transporter 1. Gene Ontology annotation, biological process: sodium ion transmembrane transport. The record is from RefSeq and is a predicted model, not a curated record. Bases 752 to 2578 code for a protein of 608 amino acids. NCBI's taxonomy places the organism in Eukaryota, Metazoa, Arthropoda, Insecta, Lepidoptera, Noctuidae. Gene Ontology annotation, cellular component: membrane. The transcript has 12 exons.